AUUCAAUCUAUCUGACAGCAGAGUAUGCAAAUGGAGUUUGCGCUGUUUUAGCCGGAUUCAAACCGAACAAAAGUAAGUGAAAGACGUCAGACUACACUACAGACACGAGUCGGUACUCGUACUGAUAACGAAUCGUACGUGAAUCAGUCGCGAUUCGAUCGUUGUGCCGGUCCGGACGAAUGUCAAUGGAACGCGAAGAUCCAGUGCCGCGUUUUCUGUCUGUGAUAUUUACUUUCUUAUUUAUAUUCAUUUUCUAAUUACAUUUAUCAUACACACCAACAUUCGGGUACUAAAUUGGAAGAACAAUGGAGGAAGAGAAAUCGAAGAACGAAACCAAGAAACCCCAUCCAGGGAAAGAAGCAAACGUUCUGUCGAAACUGCUCUUCAUGUGGAUGAUCCCGACGUUCGUGAAGGGCUUCAAGAAACCGCUGGACGAGGAGGACAUCUACGGCAAUCUGAAUUCCCACGACUCGGUCUUGCUGGGUGACAAAAUGCAGACGGCCUGGGAGGAUCAACUGCGAAACGGACGGACGCCGUCGCUGUGGAGGGCCGUGUUCACGGUGUUCCGCGGCGACAUCAUCAAGACCGGUUUCGGUUUUCUGGUCAUCGAGUUUGGCAUCAAAUUGGGCCAGCCGAUCUGCAUUUCUAAGCUGAUGGCGUACUACACGCCGAACCAAACGACGAUGACGUUGAACGACGCUUAUUUUUACGCGGGCAUGGUCGUCCUGCUGUCCUUCCUGCAGGUGCUGUGCAUCCACUCGAACGUGCUCUGCCUGCAGCACUUGGGCAUGAAGAUACGCGUGGCGAUGUGCUCACUGAUCUACCGCAAGGCGCUCAGAUUGAGCAAGUCGGCGAUGAUGGAGACGACCGUGGGCCAAAUGGUCAACUUGCUGAGCAACGACGUCAGUCGCUUCGAUCAAGCCAUGGUUCACUUCCACAACGUGUGGGGAGCUCCCGUUUUAACGGUGAUCGUUCUCUAUUUGCUCUACGACCGGUUGGGAGUCACUUCUUUGACGGGAGUCGCCUUCCUCUUGAUCUUCAUUCCGUUACAGCUGUACAUGGGAAAACGGACGUCCGUUUAUCGAUUGAGAACUGCGAUCCGAACCGACGAACGGGUGAGACUGAUGAACGAAAUCAUUUCCGGCAUUCAGGUGAUCAAAAUGUACACGUGGGAAAAGCCGUUUUCGAAACUGGUCGAAAUUGCGCGGAAGAAAGAGAUCAAAGAGAUCUGCAACAAUUCGAUGUUGCGUGCCCUGAUGCUGUCCUUUAAUCUGUUCAUUAACCGAGUGGCGAUUUACUUGUGCAUCCUGACGUACUUCCUGUGCGGAAACAAACCGAACCACGAGUUCGUGUUCGUUUGCACCUCGUUUUACGGCAUCCUCAGGAUGACGGUCACCAUGCAUUUGCCGCAGGCGGUCACCAUGAUGGCGGAGAGCAACGUCUCGGUCAAACGGAUAGAGAAGUUCCUCAAUUACGAUGAGGUCGUCGAUUCUUCCAACUCCAAGAGCUUCAUCGUCAACGGCGCAACUGAGGUAGGUGGAGGUAAGAAGGACGGCGCCACACUCAACGGCAUAGUUCUAACGGAAGUCGGAAGAAAAUCGGAACCGACCGGAAUCAAGAUAACGAACGGGACGGUCGGCUGGGCCAAAGAAGCGGAUGCCACGUUAACGAAUGUCGAUUUCAAAGUCGCCUCCGAUCAACUGGUGGCAGUCGUCGGUCCGGUGGGAAGCGGCAAAACCACUCUUUUACACGCCAUCCUCAGAGAACUGCCUUUGCAAAGCGGUUCGAUCGACGUGCACGGAACCGUCAGCUACUGUUCCCAAGAGCCGUGGCUGUUUGUCGGUAGCAUCAGACAAAACAUCCUUUUCGGGCAAAAGUACGACGAACGCAAAUACAACGAAGUGGUGCGAGUGUGCGCCCUGCAAAGGGACUUUUCCCUCUUCGCGUACGGCGACAGAACGACGGUGGGCGAGAGAGGUGUUAUGCUGAGCGGUGGCCAAAGAGCCAGGAUCAAUCUUGCCAGGACCGUGUACAAGGACGCCGACAUUUAUUUACUGGACGAUCCUUUGUCGGCCGUCGACACUCACGUGGGGAAACAGCUGUUCGACGAGUGCAUAACCAAAUAUCUGGCCGGAAAAUGUGUGGUCUUGGUGACGCACCAACUGCAAUAUUUGCACAAAGUAUCUCGUAUCGAUUUGCUCGAAGACGGGAAAAUAACGGUGUCCGGAACGUACGAACAGUUACAAAACUCCGGACGAGAUUUCACGAAACUGUUGGACGAACACAAAGAAGAACACCAUCAUGAGGCUGCGACGGCGGCGACUGCGCACACUAAAGACAGAAAAUCGAAGGAAAUCGGAAAGAGCAAUGGCGACGGUCCCGUUCAAAUGAAAGAGCAAAUCCAAAAAGGCAAACUUAACUUUAAGGUUUAUGUGAAUUAUUUUGUAGCCGGAGGAGGUUUAGCCAAGGCCACGCUCAUGCUGAUCAUUUUCGUGACGGCCCAAAUUCUGGGCAGCGGCAACGAUUACUUCAUCACCCAAUGGGUGAACUACGAGCAGGACAGAACGACCAACACCACGAACAACACGAGCACUCUCGCAGACGAGCUGUUCGCCGACAACCACGGAUUGUAUAUUUACAGUGCGUUUGCGUGCAUGGUCAUUGUCUUCACCAUAACCAGGUCGGUUCUUUUCUACAGGUUUUGCAUGACGGCUUCGAGAAUCAUGCACAACAGCAUGUUCAACAAUAUCGUAAACGCCACCAUGAAAUUCUUCAAUACGAAUCCUUCCGGAAGGAUUUUGAACAGGUUCUCCAAAGAUAUGGGAGCGAUCGAUGAAAAUCUGCCCAUGACCAUGAUCGACACUCUGCAGAUCGGUUUGACCGUUUUGGGCAUAACUUUGGUUGUCGGUUCCGUAAAUCCGUGGAUUUUGAUGCCCACUGUCGUAAUUCUCGCCAUUUUCUAUGGACUGAGAGUGGUCUUUUUGGCCUCGAGUAGAAACAUCAAACGCAUGGAAGGAACAACGAGGAGUCCCGUGUUCUCACACCUCUCCGCUUCGUUGCAAGGAUUGACGACGAUAAGAGCGUUCGGCGCUCAGGACAUUUUAAAGGACGAGUUCGACAAACAUCAGAACUUGCACAGUGCCGUUUAUUACAUGUUCUUGGCCGCAAAUAGGACGUUCGGGUUCUGGUUGGAUUUCCAUUGUGUCGUCUACAUCGGUCUGGUGACUGUCAGUCUUCUCUUUAUACAACAAGAAACUUACGGUGGAAACGUGGGUUUGGCUUUGACCCAAUCGACCUUGCUCUGCGGCAUGUUCCAAUGGGGAAUGCGACAGUGGAGUGAACUGGAGAAUCAAAUGACUUCGGUGGAAAGGGUGCUGGAAUACACCGAACUCACGCCAGAAAACGACCGGAAAAUCAAGGAACCGCCGAAAUUCUGGCCGGAACAAGGAAACAUCCGGUUCGACGGAGUGUCGAUGAGAUAUUCGGAAAAUGAGCCGUACGUGUUGAAAGAUUUGAAUUUCAACGUGAGAUGUAGGGAAAAGGUGGGAAUAGUUGGGAGAACGGGAGCAGGAAAGUCCUCACUGAUCAGUGCCUUAUUUAGAUUGUGCGAAGUAGACGGAAAAAUUUUAAUAGACGACGUAAACACGAAGGAAAUCAGACUGCGUCAACUACGUUCGAAAAUUUCCAUCAUUCCUCAGGAGCCCGUUUUGUUUUCGGGAACGUUAAGGAAAAACUUGGAUCCCUUCGACGAAUUCAGUGACGACGUGAUUUGGAACGCUCUGGAGGAAGUCGAAUUGAAAUCGGCAGUUGCGGAACUUCCGUCCGGUUUGGACAGUAAAAUGUCUGAAGGCGGAAGCAACUUUAGCGUCGGACAAAGGCAAUUGGUUUGUUUGGCAAGAGCGUUGAUCCGUCGUAACAAGAUACUGGUUUUGGACGAGGCCACGGCAAACGUCGAUCCUCAAACGGACGUUUUGAUACAAACCACCAUCAGAAACAAAUUUAAAGAUUGUACCGUUCUCACGAUCGCUCACAGAUUACAUACCGUCAUGGAUUCGGACAAGGUUCUGGUGAUGGACGCCGGAAGAGUCGCAGAGUUUGGACAUCCGCACGAAUUGUUACAGAAAAGAGAGGGAAUAUUCUACGGAUUGGUACAACAAACGGGUAAAGCGAUGGCAGCCAAUCUAACGUCAAUUGCAGAAUUGACUUUUAACUUUCAAAAGGAUAAGUGAUAUUUAUGAAGAAACCGAUACGGAUAAAAAGUAUGAAUUCGAGGAAACGUUUGUAUUAUGAAGUAUUAAUAUUUUUAUAAAAAAAUUGUUAUUGUUAAAAUAAAAUAUUAUUUUAUUAAUAAAA
This is a messenger RNA of Aethina tumida (small hive beetle), 4353 nucleotides long. Its product is annotated as probable multidrug resistance-associated protein lethal(2)03659. Gene Ontology annotation, molecular function: ABC-type transporter activity; ATP hydrolysis activity; ATP binding. Gene Ontology annotation, biological process: transmembrane transport. The coding region runs from base 306 to 4229 and encodes 1307 amino acids. Gene Ontology annotation, cellular component: membrane. Lineage: Eukaryota; Metazoa; Arthropoda; Insecta; Coleoptera; Nitidulidae. The record is from RefSeq and is a predicted model, not a curated record. The transcript is spliced from 7 exons.